This is a messenger RNA of Myxocyprinus asiaticus (Chinese sucker), 4107 nucleotides long. Its product is annotated as retinoic acid-induced protein 2-like. Gene Ontology annotation, biological process: animal organ development. Gene Ontology annotation, cellular component: nucleus. Lineage: Eukaryota; Metazoa; Chordata; Actinopteri; Cypriniformes; Catostomidae. Bases 386 to 2071 code for a protein of 561 amino acids. The record is from RefSeq and is a predicted model, not a curated record. The transcript has 2 exons.
CAGACAGAGAGGGUGAGAGGUUCAGAACGGCUGAACGGCUACAGAACAGCGUCACACCGACACAUCCGUCGCUCAUUACGGUGAAAUACGCGAUAAAGGCCUGAAUCUGCCACAUAUACCGACAUACACAGAAGAAUAUUCGCGUCUCAUAUGCGCUGCUGUGUGUCACUGUCACGAUCAAACCCGUUAGGAGGACAAAACCAGCAAUUUAUUGCCGCGAUCGAGCGGGUGCACAAGAAGAAAACGAGGAAAAUCCAGAAAUAACGGCGGAUUGUGGAGCGACGUUACAUUUCAUUCAAAGGGUUUGGCCUCCCAACUGAACUGAAGAAAACCAUGGAAUCCUCUUCUUACAGCACCUGAAAGUGAAUAGCAUAAACAAGACAAGAUGGAAGAACCUUUUAAAGAUUCUGUAGCCAUAGACAUGGCAAACCCUCAGGAAGAGGUCUGUAACAAUGUUGCCACCAUGACUGAUCCAGUUGGGAAGCUGGAAAGCGAGACCACUCCAAUAAUACCAACCGAGACAUGGAAUGUCAGCUCUCCUACCAUCACAAAACAAUCCCUCUCACCACUGCUAACACUGCAAACCACUCCGGUGGUGACCCCUGCUGCUGAGUCUCCAAACGGUGUUGCCCUGAAAGUCGCAACAACUGUCCUUCAGCCAAUCUGCUUGGGCGAGAAUCCAGUGGUGCUGCCUAUCCUUGCUGGCCCAGCUGCCCCUCAAGUUGGACAAUCAGGAGCAACUUCAUAUCUGAUGACCAGCCAGGGUCCCAUGUCCCUGCCCCUAGUCCUGGAACAACAAGUCCUCCAACAUCUGAAUCCUCAAUUGCUUCAACAAACCCUUCCGAACAACAUCCUAUGCCAGAACCCAUCCCUUGCUCUCGGUCCACCUCCAGUUCUGGACCAGAAAGGUGCAAGUCCAGUGUUGGAUACUAGUCUAUUGACUCUCCUUCAGAACCCUAAUUUUGCUGCAAUCUUGCAGGAUCUCUUUCCCGGCCAAGGGAACUUUUCACCUACUUGUCACUCAGCGUCUUCCCCUCAAGUAGACCUCGCCUCUGCUUUCCUUCCUCCUCCCCCUCUCUCACACCCCUACAGCUCCCCACUAGCCCCUCUGGUGCCUCCAGCCACUCUGCUCAUCCCCUAUCCCAUUGUCAUCCCUCUUCCAGUGCCUCUUCCAAUCCCAGUGCCAAUCCCAGUACCUGUUUCUACAUGCUCAAAAGUAGAUGUAGACUCCCCUAAAUCGAAUUGUACUUGGAACAAAAGCACACAGACUACCCUUAGUGACAUUUCCCCUCACUUGACAUUACCUGGUAAGGAAAUGACAUUCGUCCAGUUGCCUCUUCCUUCUUCCUCAUCCCCUGUAGUGACAGAUGGGGAAGUGCUAGACUUAUCCAUUAGGGCGCCUCAACCGUCAAUGCAUGUUCAGAGUCCGCAAGGGGUCCAACCAUUUCAGCAAGAUAGUGUCCUUGAUUUGUCUGUGCCUAGUAUAAGAAAGACAUGCAUCCAGUCUCGUAGCACAUAUGGGCCGUUGGCCUAUGAACGGGAAAGAGCGUGCCGCAUAGGGGAUGACGUAAGCAGUGGAGCCUUAGCUCUAGGUGUUCUUCGGCCUGUAGACUGCACCCCUAAACUAGAUACCAAGCUGCUAAGUGGUCUAGCAUCUCUGGAGUUCAGUCGACAGCACAAAUGGGUGGUAGACAGUGGCCACAGUAGCGCAAUGGCUGGGGCAGUACACGAAUCUGCCCUUGGUGGAAGUGGCAAUAUUGAGAUAGUCAGCACGUCGCAGACUGCCAAAGUCAUUGUGUCGGUCAAAGAUGCUAUGCCUGCCAUUUUCUGCAGCAAGCUAAAGGGAUUGUCAGGGGUUUCUACAAAGAACUUCUCCAUCGAACGUGAUGCUGGUCAGGGUGCAUUCGCAGCUCUGCCCAGGGUCCAGGGUGACCAGCGAGGAGAAUCCAGUGACCCACUCAAAAAAAUCCCCAAAAACAGAGGCAUCAAAGUGAAGAAAGUGAGCUCCCAGGAGAUUCAUAUAUUACCUAUAAAAAAGCAACGACUGGCUGCAUUUCUUCCCCGAAAAUAGUAUUUACUCUUAACACACAGAGUGAGAAAGUGUAAUCAAAGACAUAAACAAAGAAAGAGCUACUGAGUUUGUGAUAGAAAGUGGACAUGGAGGUGCAGAGAGAACCAGGGAUUGCUGAUGCUAAAGGUAUUUCUGGCUGAAAUAAGGCUUAAGAUGUUCUCUAAGCUGUCCAAAUUAUUUAGAUCAAUGUAGGCUUCCUCUGGUCUGUUAGUUGGCAUUUGAUUAAUUCAUUAUAAAGCAAUCAUAAGAAGUAAACAGGAUAAAGAAUGCUCAGAAUGAAGCAAUCAGAAUUGGCCAAAAUGCACUAAUAAUCUUUAGCAUUUCCUGCAUUAAUGCCAGAACAAUUUCCUCAAAUAUGCAUUUUUAUUUUACCCACACAUCUUCAUGAAUUAUACAUAAUACUUAAUCUGCAUUGCCAUUAAUAUGCAUGAGCUCCGUUUUGAAUCCUGGCCAGCUGUCAGUGAUACAGCAGUCGUGGGGUCCUCACAUGAAACACAAUGUAUGGUACUGACAGAUUCUUGUCUUGCUCUUUGGUUUACACUCAGAACACAAGAAGGUUUUUUUUUUUUCUCCUCUAAAUGAACUGUACAAGGGAACUGCGACCUUUUACUCCCCUAAUCAAUGUAUUAAUCAUUGGGCCACUGGAGCGGAGUAUCCUUUUUGAAGAAACAGAGGGGUUAGCAUGGCAGCCCGAUAAUGAUUUGGCAAAGUGCAGACCUCACUUUCAUUAAGUCAGAUGAUUGGAGGAAAUGGUUGUCAGUAGCAACAAAGCGUAGUUUUCAUCAUCUUCCCUUUGGGGUGGAUGAUGUCUCCCCAGCCUGCUCUGUCUGUCUAAAUUAAAACGAAGUAAUCAACAGGGGGAUCGCCCUAAACAACAACAAAUCUGAGUUAAAUUGCUUAUUAGUGCUUUGUUAAGAUUGAGGGCUUGUCCGAAAGUCAUUCUUCAGGCUGUCGUCAGACAGUUUUGUGAAUAUACAGUGCUUAAGGUCUGUGCAAAUCACUUUCUUCAAAGUGUGUUGCCCUUAGCAAACUAAAUGUAAUCAGUAAACUAUUCAUUUUUUCUUUCUCCUUUCUUAAAGUAACACGAAAUCAAAAAUGACCCUAUGUACUUAAUAUACAUUCCUGAUCUUAUAGUGCAUGUUAUUCCAAAUAAAAAUGCUUGUCUUCGUAAUCCCCACCUCUUAAAUUACUUUCCUUUCCAGCUGAUUAGGUUGCCCAGGCAAUUUAAUAAUGUUAAAGGAAUAUUCCGGGUUCAGUUAGUAAAGUUAAGUUUAAUCGACAGGAUUUGUGGCAUAAUCUUGAUGACCACAAACAAUAAUCUUGACUCGUUCCUCCUUUAAAAAAAGCAAAAAUCGAGGUUACAGUGAGACACUUACAAUGGAAGUAAAUGGGGCCAAUUUUUUGGAGGGGAGGGGCUGAAAAAAGUAAAAGGGCCUGGUGAUGUCAUCGGAAAAGUAAAGUCGUUUCAGAUGCGGAGCAAGUUAUUACAUAACGAUAAAAGAUUACAAUCAUUUCACUUUAGAAUAACAUGCAAUGAUGUGCUGUGCACAUAAGGACCAGAAAUGUGUAUUAAUAAAGUAAAUAGGGUUCAUUUUAACUUAACGUUGACUUUAACACUAAAUACUUUUUAUGAGCUGCUGUGCAAUUUUACUCGUCUUCACGUCAGUACUAAAGUGUGUGUGUGUGUUAACUGUAAAGCCUUAAAUCAUUUUUCAGCAUGUGAUAUAGUCUCACUUUUCCCAAAUAUCCACUACAAACAAUUACCUUCGGCAUGAGUACCAGUUUCGAUUGUUUCUAUGAUGUGAAUUAAUUUAUGUGUCAGAGAACUCUUUUAUACGUACUGAAAUUUAAGUAUCAAUCAUUUUCUACCGUGAAUAACUUUUGUAAACAACUGAAUGGAUAAAAGAAGGCAAAAAAGGCUGGUCAUGAUUUAAAUUAUUUAUUUAUUACUUGUAUCAUUUAAAAUGUUGAAAAUGUGUAUGUGAAGAAUGCAUUGCCUUUAAAAAUGUCAUGAUUAAAAAUGUCUCUGGUAUCAA